Penicillium arizonense is the source of this 1050-nucleotide messenger RNA. It is a transcript of the gene trr1, whose product is annotated as thioredoxin-disulfide reductase TRR1. Gene Ontology annotation, cellular component: cytoplasm. Gene Ontology annotation, molecular function: thioredoxin-disulfide reductase (NADPH) activity. The record is from RefSeq and is a predicted model, not a curated record. The transcript is spliced from 3 exons. Gene Ontology annotation, biological process: removal of superoxide radicals. The coding region runs from base 1 to 1050 and encodes 349 amino acids. Lineage: Eukaryota; Fungi; Ascomycota; Eurotiomycetes; Eurotiales; Aspergillaceae.
AUGGUGCACUCUAAAGUAGUCAUUAUUGGCUCCGGCCCUGGUGCGCACACCGCCGCCAUCUACCUUUCCCGCGCCGAGCUCCAGCCCGUCCUCUACGAGGGCAUGCUCGCCAACGGCACCGCCGCCGGCGGCCAGCUCACGACGACCACUGACGUCGAGAACUUCCCCGGAUUCCCCAAGGGCAUCGGCGGCGCCGAACUGAUGGACAACAUGCGCGCCCAGUCCGAGCGCUUCGGCACCGAGAUCAUCACGGAGACCAUCUCCAAGCUGGACCUCUCGCAACGGCCCUUCAAGAUGUGGACUGAGUGGAGCGAUGGCCCCAAUGACGCACCCGCCCGCACCGCCGACGCCGUCAUCAUCGCCACAGGCGCCAACGCCCGCCGCCUGAACCUGCCCGGCGAGGAGACCUACUGGCAGAACGGAAUCAGCGCCUGUGCUGUCUGCGAUGGCGCUGUGCCCAUCUUCCGUAACAAGCCCCUGUACGUUAUCGGUGGUGGUGACUCCGCCGCUGAGGAGGCCAUGUUCCUGGCCAAGUACGGUAGCAACGUGACCGUCCUCGUCCGCAAGGACAAGCUCCGUGCUUCCAAGGUUAUGGCUGAGCGCCUGCUUGCUCACCCCAAGUGUACUGUUCGCUUCAACACCGUUGCCACUGAGGUCCUCGGUGAGAACAAGCCUAACGGCCUCAUGACCCACCUCCGUGUUAAGGACGUCGUCUCGAACAAGGAGGAGGUCGUUGAUGCUAAUGGUUUGUUCUACGCCGUUGGCCACGACCCCGCCAACGCCCUUGUUAAGGGCCAGCUCAACCUCGACGAGGAUGGAUACGUUGUCACCCAGCCCGGCACCAGCUUCACCAGCGUGGAGGGUGUCUUCGCUUGCGGUGAUGUCCAGGACAAGCGUUACCGCCAGGCCAUCACCAGUGCCGGAUCCGGCUGUGUCGCCGCUCUGGAAGCCGAGAAGUUCCUCUCGGAGACCGAGACUCACGCCCCCGCCGUGGAGACCAAGGCCCCCGCCGAUGCUCCCGCCGAGUACAAGUCCAACCCUCUGCUUUAA